Metarhizium robertsii ARSEF 23 is the source of this 468-nucleotide messenger RNA. RefSeq lists its product as uncharacterized. Gene Ontology annotation, biological process: IMP metabolic process; 'de novo' AMP biosynthetic process. Gene Ontology annotation, molecular function: adenylosuccinate synthase activity; nucleotide binding. Gene Ontology annotation, cellular component: cytoplasm. The transcript has 6 exons. The record is from RefSeq and is a predicted model, not a curated record. Bases 1 to 468 code for a protein of 155 amino acids. Lineage: Eukaryota; Fungi; Ascomycota; Sordariomycetes; Hypocreales; Clavicipitaceae.
AUGGCACAAAACUCCAGGAACUCGGCAGAGAAUGGGUACUUAUUUUUCUCCGAACUUAUUUUAAUAGUGCUAAUUGUGUCAAGGGGACGUCCACUGGUCGACGGCGUCGUUGUGGUUGAUCUUGUGGUCCUUCGAUAUAGCACAGCUAUCAAUUACUAUACAGCACUUAACCUAACUAAGCUGGACGUGCUGGAUACAUUCGAGACGAUUAAGGUCGCUGUGGCGUAUAAGGACCCCGAAUCCGGUGAGGAGUUGGCUUCGUACCCUACGGAUCCCGAUAUUCUCGAUCGAGCUCAUGUGGUUUAUCAUGAGAUGCCGGGAUGGAAGAGACCGACCACAAACGUGAAGACCUUUGAUGAUCUUCCCAAGCAGGCGCAGGACUAUGUCGAGUUCAUUGAAAGCUUUGUUGGAGUGAAGGUAAAAUGGAUUGGUACUGGCCCUGACCGGGAGAGCAUGAUAGAGAAAUAA